AGGGAGGGCGGGCGCGGGGGGCGCGGGCAGGGCGGGGGGUGUGUGCGCGCUCGGAGGUCUCGGGCCAGCCACCGCCGCGCGAGCUAGAAGCGCCCCAGCCCGGCAAGCUGGCUCACCCGCUGGCCACCCAGCACAGCCCGCUGGCCCCUCUCCUGCAGCCCAUCUGGCGGAGCGGCGGCGGCGGCGGCGGCGGCGGCAGGAGAAUGGCAUCGGAACUGGCAAUGAGCAACUCCGACCUGCCCACCAGUCCCCUGGCCAUGGAAUAUGUUAAUGACUUCGAUCUGAUGAAGUUUGAAGUGAAAAAGGAGCCGGUGGAGACCGACCGCAUCAUCAGCCAGUGCGGCCGUCUCAUCGCCGGGGGCUCGCUGUCGUCCACCCCCAUGAGCACGCCGUGCAGCUCGGUGCCCCCUUCCCCCAGCUUCUCGGCGCCCAGCCCGGGCUCGGGCAGCGAGCAGAAGGCGCACCUGGAAGACUACUACUGGAUGACCGGCUACCCGCAGCAGCUGAACCCCGAGGCGCUGGGCUUCAGCCCCGAGGACGCGGUCGAGGCGCUCAUCAGCAGCAGCCACCCGCUCCAGGGCGGCUUCGAUGGCUACGCGCGCGGGGCGCAGCAGCUGGCGUCGGCGGCCGGGGCCGGGGCCGGGGCCGGGGCCGGGGCCGGGGCCGGCGCCGGGGCCUCGCUGGGCGGCGGCGGCGAGGAGAUGGGCCCCGCCGCCGCCGUGGUGUCCGCCGUGAUCGCCGCGGCCGCCGCGCAGAGCGGCGCGGGCCCGCACUACCACCACCACCACCACCACCACGCCGCCGGCCACCACCACCACCCGACGGCCGGCGCGCCCGGCUCCGCGGGCAGCGCGUCCUCCUCGGCCGGGGGCGCGGGCGGAGGCGGCGGCGGCGGCGGCGGCGGCGGCGGCCCGGCCGGCUCCGGGGGCGGCGGCGGCGGCGGCGGCGGCGGCGGCGGCGGCGGGGGCGCGGCGGGGGCGGGGGGCGCCCUGCACCCGCACCACGCGGCCGGCGGCCUGCACUUCGACGACCGCUUCUCCGACGAGCAGCUGGUGACCAUGUCGGUGCGCGAGCUGAACCGGCAGCUGCGCGGGGUGAGCAAGGAGGAGGUGAUCCGGCUCAAGCAGAAGAGGCGGACCCUGAAAAACCGCGGCUAUGCCCAGUCCUGCCGCUUCAAGAGGGUGCAGCAGAGACACGUCCUGGAGUCCGAGAAGAACCAGCUGCUGCAGCAGGUCGACCACCUCAAGCAGGAGAUCUCCAGGCUGGUGCGCGAGAGGGACGCGUACAAGGAGAAGUACGAGAAGCUGGUGAGCAGCGGCUUCCGAGAAAACGGCUCCAGCAGCGACAACCCGUCCUCUCCCGAGUUUUUCAUAACUAAGCCCACUCGCAAGUUGGAGCCAUCAGUGGGAAACGCCACAUUUUGGAAGCCCCAGCCAUGUGUCCUUACCAGUGUAUUCACGAAAUGAAAUUUAUGUGGGAAGCGUACAUUAAAAAUUUAUUCUUAUUA
Messenger RNA from Canis lupus familiaris (dog), 1507 nucleotides. RefSeq names its product MAF bZIP transcription factor (gene MAF). The transcript is spliced from 2 exons. The record is from RefSeq and is a predicted model, not a curated record. Bases 204 to 1466 code for a protein of 420 amino acids. Lineage: Eukaryota; Metazoa; Chordata; Mammalia; Carnivora; Canidae. Gene Ontology annotation, biological process: regulation of transcription by RNA polymerase II; lens fiber cell differentiation. Gene Ontology annotation, cellular component: nucleus. Gene Ontology annotation, molecular function: DNA-binding transcription factor activity, RNA polymerase II-specific; RNA polymerase II cis-regulatory region sequence-specific DNA binding.